Messenger RNA from Poeciliopsis prolifica (blackstripe livebearer), 1052 nucleotides. RefSeq names its product complement C1q-like protein 2. Gene Ontology annotation, molecular function: protein binding. The record is from RefSeq and is a predicted model, not a curated record. The transcript is spliced from 3 exons. NCBI's taxonomy places the organism in Eukaryota, Metazoa, Chordata, Actinopteri, Cyprinodontiformes, Poeciliidae. Bases 1 to 645 code for a protein of 214 amino acids.
AUGUUGGUUUUGUUCUGUGGUCUAACUUUGGCCCAGAAUGAUGUUAAUGAAACAGAAAUAUCUGAAAUAUCAGUCUUGUUCCAGGAGCUCGGUGCUGUGAAAGCAAAACUAGAAGCUGUGGAGACAAAGCUGAAAGCGACAGAAAACCAGGUUCUGGUUCUCAAUGAGAAAUGUAAAUCCUUGGAGACAAAGCUAGAAGAGACAGAAAACCAGGUGUUGGUGCUCCAGGAGAAAGAAGCACCCAAGAUCGUUUUCAGUGCUGGAAUAGCUGGGAAUUCAGCCAUCGGACCCUUCAGCACAUCCAAGACCUUGAUCUACACAAGAGUCAUAACAAAUGUGGGCAAUGCCUACAACCAGCACACAGGUAUCUUUGUUGCACCUGUUAGAGGCAUGUACUACUUCUCCUUCUUCUAUCAUGCUGGUGGAGGAAAAUCUGUGGGUCUACAACUCAAAAAGAACAAUCAGGUUGUUGUGUGGAGCGCUGAUCAUAAGUCGUCUUAUGAUGGAGCUGAUAAUGGAGGGAAUGCUGCCUUCUUGGUGCUUCAGCGGGGAGACCAGGUCUACAUCCAGCUGGAUGCAAACAGGCAUGUUUGGGGAAACCCCUAUGGCACUACAUUUAGCGGCUUUCUUCUCCAUAAAGUCUGACAAAAGAUUGAACAUCAAUUUGAUUAUUUCAAUGUCAAUGUCAUGGUUAGUGUUUUUUCUGUUUCAUAAGCAAAUCACAAAAAUCACUGUGGAAGCGCAAUAAAGGCCUUAUUUUUCAGAAAAGAGCAUUUCUAACAAGAGCAUGAAAGAUGUGAAUGGAAAAAGAAAAUAUACAGACAUGUAUUUGUAUAAUCUGGAGGCAUUUCUUUUCCAGAAUUUUCCAAAUUUAAACAUAAAUCUAGUGGAGAACAUGGACAUUAUGGACAUAAUGGUUUAUGGUGUUUUAAUCUAUGUAGAAAUGGAUUUAAUUUAUCUGGACAGAAUUUACAGCCAUAGUCAGUAAAUGAAAAUAUGCAUUUCAAUGAGGCUCAUUGUCAGAUUAAUUUACUUUUAGAAAAUUAAAAACU